Messenger RNA from Xylaria bambusicola, 1821 nucleotides. RefSeq lists its product as uncharacterized. The record is from RefSeq and is a predicted model, not a curated record. The transcript has 5 exons. Bases 153 to 1646 code for a protein of 497 amino acids. NCBI's taxonomy places the organism in Eukaryota, Fungi, Ascomycota, Sordariomycetes, Xylariales, Xylariaceae.
AACGUAACAAGGGAGGGUCGAGGACUAUAACACUCUCCGCAUGUAGCGCACUGGGGGCUGUUUUCUGUCUACAAUGAUUUACAGUGUCACCUCGGAUUUCAGCCAUCUCUCCAUCACAAUCCUACAGCCUCAGACAGUGUACGCCAUACAAAAUGGAGUGGAUUAGCCAAGACAAGCAGAUGCUUCCCGCAGAUCUAGAAGAGUUUCACUUCAAGUCGGGCUCGCCAUGUCUGAUACAGACAAUUUUGUUACAACAGAGCUCUGUAAGUUUAGAAAACAACCUCCGCCUUUUUACGAUUCAUCUACUAACGAUAGUCAACUUUCAGGACGAAGUACAAGAUCCUGAGGUGAAAGAGCAUACCUCGGAACAAAAAUACUUAAAAUGGCUUGAAGAGCUACCAUCAUGCCUGGACAAACCAUCCGUAGUGCUUGUGAUGCACCAGAGACUCGAGGCAAGCAACACAAGAGCUACCUCUCUCCCGUAUGGAAGGGAGACUUUCAGCGAAGCUUGCGAACGGUUAUACCAACAUAGGUCCGUCGCUCAUGCAAUCCGUAGGAAGUCUACGGCGGUCUUUACCAAUCGUGUAGUGGCUCCAUGGGAUUCGAAGCCAGAAUGGGGGCCAGCUGUUGUAUACAACUGCAAAUCAGAUACAGAGUCACUCGCUCCAGGUGACGACAUCGUCCUAUCCCUAACACAUUUCCCUCAGAAGAAAAUGACAUUUGCUGUCUUCUACGGCUGCACAGAAGAAGCCCGGGGGUAUAUUACCAGUUGGCUCGAAUACGCCGAAGGCUCUGCCUUUGACCCCCUCUUUCUCCCAAUGAUAUACGCGGAUCGUGAGCGACGCCGGAUAGUCAGCAAACUAGAUACCAAAGGCGGGAACCUCCGGAAGCGAAUCAUCGAGAUGGAAACUAGGCUUGGACAAGACGGUUCUAGAGAGUCAGAACAGUCAAGCAACUCAGAGAAGGAGUCGUCCAACCGGAACAUCACACAACGCGAAUGCGAUGCUGUGAAUCUAUGGGUCGACGUCAGCUCACUGGAAAAUGGACUGGAGAGCCUGAAGACGGAACUUAACUCGAUGCUUGCGACUUCCAAAAAGCCCCUGGAGAAUGAGAUUCUAGGCUAUGAUCUCUUGGGACCUGACUCUUACCACCCAGAUAACAUAAGCCACAGACAUUCCCAUGAUAGCAUUCAAGCGAGACUUCAUGACAUGAUUGUCGAAAUUAGCAGUAUAGUCAGGCGCACCAGCAGUCUUCUUGUUGCAAUGUCGCUGGCAACUCAAACAGAAUCAAACUACCUCACGCGAAAGGACGCGUGGGCCACGAUCUCGAUCGCGGUUGAGUCCAAGAAAGACAGUAGCCAUAUGCGCUACAUCUCGUUUCUUGGGAUGAUAUUUCUGCCGGGGACAUUCUUCGCAACCUUGUUCUCAAUGGGGUUCUUCAACUGGAUCCCAGACGAAAGCAGUCAGGUAGUCUCUCCAUAUAUAGCUAUAUGGAUGGGCAUCACGCUCCUCAGUACGGUGGUGACGGUGUGGCGUUUCAAAGAGUUUGCUAAGAAAUACAGCUUUGACGCUACGCAGGUCUACGCACAGUUCGACAAUGAGCCCGGUCCGAUAAAGUUCAAACAGAACGGCUCAGAUAUGGUCUAACAGCUUGUGAGAAGGGAGUACGUAUUAAUCGGGAGAAUGUGAUUCAUCAUGACUUUCAUCUUACGUCUGUUUGAUGCCGAGGUUGCGGCUUCAUUCACUCUUCCAUCGCUUUUAGUACUAACGACGACAUGAUAAGCAAAAGAUGCAGAGACUUGUCUCUGAAGAUAGCAUACCU